Molecule: messenger RNA, 1488 nt
Organism: Echinostoma caproni
Lineage: Eukaryota; Metazoa; Platyhelminthes; Trematoda; Plagiorchiida; Echinostomatidae
Source: the annotation of a GenBank genome assembly
CUGAAUGUCCGCAUAUUUGAAGCAGCUGAAUUAAAGCCUACUGCCUGUGCAACCCGUCACUCCAUCAGACCAGCGGCCAAACUAUGUGAACUUUUAGAUCCCUACGUCACAAUCGAUGUGGAUGACAUAGCUAUCGGCAAGAGUUCGACCAAGUCCCGCACAAAUACUCCCCAGUGGAAAGAAGAUGUUUGUGCCGAAGUCAAUUCCGCCCAGCGACUCACGUUCACAGUCUAUCAUGAUGCUGCCAUUCCGCCCGAUGAUUUCGUAGCUAUUGUCGAAUUAGCUAUUAGAAAUGUCCGAUCUGGUGAGGAAGUGUGGCUGGAGCUUGAACCCCAAGGCAAGCUCCAUAUCCGUAUCGAUCUUGCUGGAACUCGAACUGAUGAGCCCCCGCGUGAUCGUAUGGGAUUUCCAGGUCGAGAUAGUGCCAUUGGUGGAGUGCAUGGAAAACAUUAUCGAUGUGGUGCCAUGCGACGACGCAUUCACCAAGCGAAAGGACAUAAAUUUCAGGUUACCAGCUUGCGCCAAUUCACGUUUUGUUCAUUAUGCAACAGCUUCAUUUGGGGUCUUUGGAAUCAAGGCUACCAGUGUCAAGUUUGCACAUGCGUUGUGCAUAAACGAUGCUAUUUGAAUGUAAUAACGCAAUGCCCGGGAGUCAAAUCACCUUCUGGCCCUACUGCUGUAUUGCAGAAUCGGUUCAAUAUCAACGUUCCACACAAAUUCCGUAUCCAUACAUUCAUGCUACCGGCAUUUUGCGACCACUGUGGCUCAUUACUGUUCGGUUUGAUGCGGCAAGGUUUGCAGUGUGAAGUGUGUCGUCUAAGUAUUCACAAACGCUGCGAACGAAAUGUGGCUUCCCAUUGCGGGGUGAACACACGUAAUCUGAUCACAGCCAUUCGGUUGUGUGGUUUAAACCCGUCCGAUUUGGGUGUGACACCGGCUGAGGCUACCGCUCUGGGAGCUGCCGCCGCUGCUGCUGCUGCUGCGGCUGCUGCCGCAUCUGGGACCAGUCCAGGUGCAAGCAAUAGCAAUGCAACUAACCGCACCUCUAUGACCACACUGACCCCUGGGACGCGUCCAACCUCUGCUGGUUUGCGGGGCAGUAGUAGUCCGUACAGUGCGUACGCAGAUUCCGCUUCAGGCGGAUUUUUUACCGGCCCCAUCAAGCGAGGCGAAGGUGAAUUACGUUCCUCAAGUUCCUCACCUGGCGUUAUAAAUCCUCAUGAACGCUCAUUAAGUUCCCCCAUUCCACUACCUCCAACCGCCCUGAAUCAAGCAAUGGGUGACACAGAUGAUGCCGCUCUGCAUAUUCCCGGUGCAAUCUCCCCGGUCUAUGGGAGACAAGGUGUCCCAGUUCCUCGCCCGUCUUCCCUUCAGGUGAGCUUUUUUAUUCAGUUCGAGUUUGCCCAAGCAUUUGAAGCUAGUAUCGUAUCUUGUGCACAGUCGCAGGGCGGCGUACACGAUGAUUUUCGACCGAAGACCACAUUAUGA